This is a messenger RNA of Chelonia mydas (Green sea turtle), 2287 nucleotides long. RefSeq names its product component of oligomeric golgi complex 6 (gene COG6). The coding region runs from base 229 to 2199 and encodes 656 amino acids. Gene Ontology annotation, cellular component: COG complex. The transcript is spliced from 19 exons. The record is from RefSeq and is a predicted model, not a curated record. Lineage: Eukaryota; Metazoa; Chordata; Testudines; Cheloniidae. Gene Ontology annotation, biological process: intra-Golgi vesicle-mediated transport.
CAUGGAGCCCCGCCCCCACCCUGCCGUGCCCCUUCCCACUCCCCCGGAGCCCCGCCGCCCGUCGCUCCUGGUGUCCCAGCACAGACUGUCCCCCACGGGCCUAGACAGCGGAAUCAUAAUUCCUCGGCGUCGGUUCCCGGGGGGGAAUAUUUUCGGGCCGCUCCCCGGCAGGUGUGUGAGGUGGCUGGCGGGGGCGCGGCGAGGCCGGUUCCGCUGCGGGCGGGGAAGAUGGCGGAGAGCCGGGGUGAGGUGGCGGCGGCUCCGCCGUCGGGUUCCUCUCAGGGGCUCGCCGGCAGCACCGGGACCGCGCCCCCCAGUAGCAACCCGCUGUCCCGUAAGCUCCACAAGGUCCUGGAGACGCGGCUGGACAACGACAAGGAAAUGCUGGAAGCUCUCAAGGCUCUUUCGGCCUUCUUUGUCGAAAACAGUUUGCGCACCAGAAGAAACUUACGUGGAGAUAUUGAGCGCCGUAGCUUAGCCAUAAAUGAAGAAUUUGUCUGCAUUUUCAAGCAAGUUAAGGAGGAACUUGAAAGUAUAAAUGAAGAUGUUCAGGCAAUGAGCAACUGCUGUCAGGACAUGACCAUUCGUUUGCAGGCAGCGAAGGAACAGACCCAGGAUUUGAUGGUGAAGACGACAAAGCUACAAGCAGAAAAUCAAAGACUAGAAAUGAAAGCACAAGUUACAGGUGCUUUCAUAGAAAAAUUCCAACUGAGUCCGGGUGAAAUGAACGUUCUUCGAGGCACAAGAGAUGGCCCAAUUACUGAGGAUUUUUUCAAGGCAUUAGGAAGAGUAAAGCAAAUUCAUAAUGAUGUCAAGAUUCUUCUCCGUACAAACCAACAGAGAACAGGCCUAGAAAUUAUGGAACAGAUGGCUUUGCUCCAAGAGACUUCUUAUGAGCGACUUUACAGAUGGGCUCAAAGUGAGUGCAGGACUUUGACGCAAGAAUCAUGUGACAUUUCUCCAGUUCUCACCCAGGCCAUGGAAGCCCUGCAGGAUAGACCUGUUCUGUAUAAGUACACCCUGGAUGAGUUUGGAACAGCUAGAAGAAGUGCAGUAGUCCGUGGCUUCAUAGAUGCUCUUACCAGAGGAGGUCCAGGUGGUACUCCCCGACCUAUAGAAAUGCACUCCCAUGAUCCUUUGAGAUAUGUAGGAGACAUGUUGGCAUGGCUGCAUCAAGCUACUGCUUCUGAAAAAGAACAUCUGGAAGCUAUGUUAAAGCUUGUAACUACUCAAGGUGUGGAAGAAAAUGUACAAGAAGUAGUUGGGCACAUCACAGAAGGUGUCUGCAGACCUCUGAAGGUCAGAAUUGAGCAGGUGAUCGUUGCUGAACCGGGAGCAGUUUUAUUAUACAAAAUAUCUAAUCUUCUCAAGUUCUAUCACCAUACAAUCAGUGGUAUUUUGGGAAACAGUGCAGCCACGUUGUUAACCACAAUUGAAGAAAUGCAUUUGUUAAGCAAAAAGAUAUUCUUCAAUAGUCUGAGCCUACAUGCAAGUAAGCUAAUGGAAAAGGUUGAACUCCCACCACCUGAUCUUGGCCCAAGCUCUGCACUGAAUCAAACACUCGCAUUGCUACGUGAGGUUCUGGCAUCCCAUGACUCAUCUGUUGUGCCAUUGGAUGCUCGUCAAGCUGACUUUGUACAGGUUCUGUCUUGUGUGCUAGAUCCAUUAUUACAGCUAUGUACAGUAUCUGCUAGUAAUUUAGGCACAGCUGACAUGGCAACCUUCAUGGUGAAUUCACUUUAUAUGAUGAAGACUACCCUGGCUCUCUUUGAAUUCACUGACAAACGUCUGGAAAUGUUACAAUUUCAGAUUGAAGCACACUUGGAUACGCUAAUAAAUGAACAAGCUUCCUGUGUGUUAACUAGAGCCGGUCUAAGUUGCAUAUACAAAUCUGUGCAGCAGCACAAACCAGAGCAGGGGCCCCUGGCAAACUUGCCUAGCUUGGAUUCAGUGUCACUGAAAGCUGCCAUGGUUCAGUUUGAUCGUUACCUGUCUGCUCCUGAUAAUCUGUUAAUGCCACAACUGAAUUUCCUUCUAAGUGCUACCGUGAAAGAGCAGAUAAUAAAACAGUCCACAGAACUGGUCUGCAGAGCCUACAGUGAUAUAUAUGCAGCCGUGAUGAAUCCAGCCAAUGAAUAUAAGGAUCCGGAAACCAUAGUACACAGAUCUCCUCAUCAAGUUCAGUCACUUCUCUCAUAAACUUAUUUUCCAAAUUAUGUUGCAGAACACUUACUGUAAUGUUACUUAACAUUACAUUCCCUCAAUAUUAAAGCCCUGAAUAUUUUCA